Pediculus humanus corporis (human body louse) is the source of this 186-nucleotide messenger RNA. RefSeq lists its product as uncharacterized. Lineage: Eukaryota; Metazoa; Arthropoda; Insecta; Psocodea; Pediculidae. The transcript is spliced from 2 exons. The coding region runs from base 1 to 186 and encodes 61 amino acids. The record is from RefSeq and is a predicted model, not a curated record.
AUGCGCAAAAUAAAAGAAAAAAAAAACAUUUUGGAUAAAUAUUUGGCCAAGGCGUUCUACGUGGUAUCCAUACAUCUACUUUCUACCGUUUAUAAUUUCAAUAAGUUAGCUCGUGCCAGCCGACAAGUCAGCCAGAAAUCAAGCAAGCAAGCCAGCCAACCUUGGAUACCAAACAGAACAGGUUAG